Messenger RNA from Rubroshorea leprosula, 1688 nucleotides. The record is from the annotation of a GenBank genome assembly. NCBI's taxonomy places the organism in Eukaryota, Viridiplantae, Streptophyta, Magnoliopsida, Malvales, Dipterocarpaceae.
CAACCUUAAAGUUAGAAGACAAAAAUUAACAUUUAACCAAAAAGUAGCGGUGAAAAUUACGAAAAGGAGAAACUUUACUUAGAUCCCCAAACUCACCUUCAAUCUGCAAACCCUAGACCUGUUUGAUGCAAUGGCGCAACUUGAAGAAAUAGAUGAACCCAAGUCCAAGAACAAGAAGAGGAAUCAUGGGUCGACCAAGGCUUUUGUAUUCAUCGACUACAUAUUCCUCUGCAUCUUCUUUGGUUUCCUCUCUUUCCUUCUCUACAAGAUGCUCGGCUUCUGAUUCUUUGUGAUUUCCUUUUAAUCAGGAUUCACUUUACCACAUAUCAAGGUAUUUCAUGUCAGAUUAAGUUCCAAGUUUCAAGGCAUUUUUGGAUCUUGGUUUGGUUAGAUUUAGAUUAUAUGCUUCAACAUUUAUGAUAUAUUUUCUUACAUUCAGAAAUUAUGUCCAUUUAAUUGGAAAAGGAAAAUGGAAACUGUUUUCUGCACUUCUCGGCACUGUAAGUUAUGAUACUAGAAUCUAAAUAAAAUUAUAAGAAAAUUAUCUUACUGCUUUUAAUUUAUUCUUUUUAUGUAUUAUAAUUUAUAUCUCACCUUUUCAGUUUCUCUACUUCUGUCAAGAUAAAUAAGUAAAAUCUCUACCUAUAAUCUUAAGGAUAGCUAAGACAAUAACUGCUGCUCUAGAUGGUUUCUUUUUCCGCUAAAUUGGUCACAUGUUGGAUUUCUGAGACAAUAAAAGUGCACUUUCGAUGCCUUGAGAAGUUAAAUAUUUGCUUUCAAUUGAAAGGACAUUGUCAGAGUUGUCAAGAACAAGAAGAAGCAGAAUUAUUAGGAUGAUUUAUAAAACAGCUCUAAGGAGAAACCAAAUACUAUAAAUUUGUCAUCUGUGGUGAUGGGGAACUGGGGAUGGCUCUUAUUUGGAAAGCAUGUAUGUUCGUAAGUUUUCUGUUUUGCUUAUAUAUUUAUAAGCAAUUUGUUAAGUCAAAACAUAUUUUGUUACAGGUGAUGGGUGAAUUGUUUGUGUGAUCAAUUAUGUAUCAUCUCAUUUUAGAUAGAAAAAUUCCUUGACUUUAAUGUAGUUUUCAACUUAUUUAUGGGGAAGUAGGACCAUCUGUGAUGUAAAAGUUAACUGCAAGUAUUUAAAAGUUCAAGGCAAAUCACUUGGGUUUUUUUUUUCUUUCUUUAUUUUUUUUGGUACAUUUUUUUCUUUCUUUACUAGAUCUGAGAAAUUUAUGGUUAGCCCUGUGAUUAAAGGUUUGAAAGGAAUCAAAGCAUUCCAAAUUCUACUUCUCUACAAGUUCAAAUUGCUUUUUAAUGGGUUGAAUUGCUUCUUUUCUAAAUUUAUGGUCAAUAUAUAGCCCGCUAAGUCACAUCCAACUGUUCUUAAUACUCAUGAUGAAUUUGCUACAUUUUUCAUUUGCCAGUCCUCACUCUUUACUAUGAGCAGAUUUUGUGAACUAAUUGUAUGAUUGAUGUUUCAAUUGAGACAUGAAAACCAUGUUUUAUGUUUAAAUAAGGUAGAUGUCUUUUGUCUAUAAUUCUAUUAUUUAUUCUGUUCUUUGUUGGCAAUGAAAACCGUAAAUAGGGGCGUCAUUUAAGUAUUAUUUCUCUUCCUGUUUCAAAUGCCGAGACUUAUUGUUUGCGCAUGCAAACAUCGUCCUUAUUUCAAAUAAAUGAUUGUGUCUGUU